Verruconis gallopava is the source of this 2280-nucleotide messenger RNA. RefSeq lists its product as uncharacterized. The coding region runs from base 171 to 1871 and encodes 566 amino acids. The record is from RefSeq and is a predicted model, not a curated record. The transcript has a single exon. NCBI's taxonomy places the organism in Eukaryota, Fungi, Ascomycota, Dothideomycetes, Venturiales, Sympoventuriaceae.
GGCGUCUUAUAAUAUCAUUCAUUCUGUUAAUACCAACGACGGGCAGCGGAAUGGCCUCUUCUUCCUUUCGGUAGUUCUAUCUUGUUUGUCUUUCAUCGCACAGCGUGUGACUGUGGAGUCUCUCGACGAACUUCCUUGCCUGCAUCCAUCGCGUCGCAGCCGCAGACGACAUGGCACCCCAGCCCCUCACUGCUCUUUUCGUCCUCUCACUUUGUGUGCUCCCGUGGUCGAUAUGGCUUGCCGUCAACCUAUUCAUCUAUACAACAGUCCGCCCUUAUUUUGUUCAGAAUUGGCCUUCAGCCCCUCAAGCCAUCAGGAAAAAGGUCCUUCUAACGGGGGACGACGAUCAAGCUAUUCUGUCAAUCGCAAGAGUGCUGCACGCCUCUGGCAGCAUUGUGUUUGUUGUGAAACAUGAACGCAUACCGUAUCUUGGAUUCUUGCGCACCUCAAAGGCUAUCAAAAGAUAUGUUGGUCUUGCUAGCGGCCGCCUCACUCCAAUAUUGCGGCGCUUCGCAGAACGCUUAUUCCAAUUAGCCGCAACCUGCAAUGUCAGGUUCAAUCUUGGCAUUCCAAUGAAUUUUCCGGGAACAGUAUUACGACUCAUCGAAUCCGAGAAGGUCGAAGAGUGGAUUCAUUGCAACUCUUCGAAUCCAUCGACAGCAUACGCCCAAGCCCGAGAUAUAGUGUUGAAGCACUCCACGGCAAAGAUUUUCGGGCCUGAUAUUGAAGCAGCAAGGCUUGCUUUUGGCUACCAUGUAUUUGCUCAUCACAUGAAAGUUAACGAGAAAGAAGUUCGGUGCCCAAAAACCGUUACCGUUCGCAGCCGUGCAGAAAUUCAUAAUAUUCUGGGCAAUGCUACAGAAGGCCAGAAAUUCUUGCUCGAGAAGAUUGCCGCACCUGUUCAGGGAUUGGUCAAAGCCAACAGUAGCACGAAAAGAGAUUCCAGCUAUGCUGGUAGUGCAAGCACGCUUGUAGAUGGCAUCGCUUCAGACACAGACGACUUUGAAGAUGCGGGGACGUCGACGCCCGUCGACGAGUUUACGGUGCUUCCACAGCCUACGCUGAAUGAUACGUAUAGUGUCGUCGCAUCCAUGCGUGUCUCCAAAGACUCACCCUGGGUCAUGCAUGAGGUCAUUGAGGGCAAGCCGGGUACGAUCUCCACUCUAGUCAUUGACGGAAAGGUUCGCGCAUUUUCUGCGCGAACCGCCUUGCAUGACCGCACCUUUUCGACUGCGGCGAGGCGCGCCCCGUCGGUAAGACGAGCUCGGGUGAAUAUUGAGCACGACAUCAAAGAAUGGCAGCAAUUUGAGCAAACCACUUAUGUGGACCCAUACUCUACCAUAGGUGCAGCACUCUUGAAUUAUGCACAGCGCUUUGUCAAGACUUUACCUCAAAAGCCGUCGACGUUCCUCAACUUGCACUUCUUCCUCACGGACCGGGUGCUUGUCAACGGAGCAGAGCAGCAGAUCAUCGCCACAGGAUGCGAUUUCAACUUCUCACCACUGCUGGCACAACAGGCUUUGGCAUACGGGCUGGAAGAGGCUUUUGGACACGCAAUGACAGCCGCAGGUAAUUUCGAAACUGACGUAAUCUUACUCCCAGCGACAAACAAAUCUGCAACUGCCGAACACUACGCCUUACCUGUUCUCGGGCCCACGUCGAAGAGCUCAGACCCGCACGUCGCACUAUCGGAACUGUCAUUUACCGACGGGGUAAAUGCUAUUAUCGACUUCUGGAAUGCUCUAGCACAUGGAAGGGAUGCAAUUUUUGACGUCAAAGAUCUUGUCCCAUGGGUUUGGUUUUGGAUGGUGCAAACACCGAUCGAAGCAGCAUUUGAAGGUAUAGUAGAGAUAUUGGAAAGGGCUCAGUAGGUGGCUAUGGGACAGUAAAACAGCAACUAGUAGUCAUGAUUUGAUAACACACACCUAUGCUUGACGGUGAAUCGUGGUACUUGGGAAAAGAAAUAGUCUGUCAUUGAAACUUUGGUAUUAAAAAAAUUCAUCGCCGCAAAUGGUACAUGAACAGCAUUCCAGUAAGCCUUUUGAAAAGAGUAAUCAGGCAUAAGGUAAAUAUUGCUGACUGGAAAUUCUUCCCUCCAAAUUUCUUUUCUAAAAAGAAUCCUGGUUUAAAGAUCAGAAGUAGAGAUUCUUUAAAACACUGAGAAUAUUGAGCUAUCAUUGUUAUUGUACACGCUUCGGUAUGAUUCUUUCAGGCUUUAUGAACAAGAAAUUUACAAAUAAACGUAGAUUGAGUAAUCAAUAUUGAUGCACUCCUCGUCAC